Messenger RNA from Podarcis raffonei (Aeolian wall lizard), 1720 nucleotides. It is a transcript of the gene KLF9, whose product is annotated as KLF transcription factor 9. Gene Ontology annotation, biological process: regulation of transcription by RNA polymerase II. Lineage: Eukaryota; Metazoa; Chordata; Lepidosauria; Squamata; Lacertidae. The record is from RefSeq and is a predicted model, not a curated record. The transcript has 2 exons. Gene Ontology annotation, molecular function: RNA polymerase II cis-regulatory region sequence-specific DNA binding; DNA-binding transcription factor activity, RNA polymerase II-specific. The coding region runs from base 300 to 1052 and encodes 250 amino acids.
CGCUCUCCCGGAGUUGGCCGGCGUCGAGGGCGCGAGGGCGGCCAGGUCAAAAGGUGGGGCUGGCGGCGCUUCUCCCUCUUUCUCCGGGGGGGCGGCGGUCACGGAUGGUCGUGGUUAUGUAAACGCCGAGGCGCGGAAGUGGAUCCUUCGGCGUGAGCGCCUCCCCCCGCGAUCCGCAGCCUGAAGGCAGCGCCCGGAGCCGCCCGGAGAUCGCAGCCCCCCAGUGCCCCCCCUCGCCUCGCUCGCCUUCGCCCCGCCGCCUCUCCCCGGGGGAAGCGUGGCCCAUCGGCGCCCGCAGGAUGUCCGCGGUGGCGUACAUGGACUUCGUGGCUGCCCAGUGCCUGGUGUCCAUCUCCAACCGCUCCGCGGCCCAGCCCGACGUGACCCGGGAAGCGGAGCUGCUGAAGAUGCCCGAGGAAGAGGAGGACGAGGCCGCCGCCGCCGUGACCAAGGAGAUGAACGACCCCCGGGACGCCUGGAAGGAUUAUUGCACUUUGGUGACCAUUGCCAAAAGCUUGCUGGACCUGAACAAGUACCGGCCCCUGCCGACCCCCUCCAUCUGCAGCGACAGCGUGGAGAGCCCCGACGAGGACGCGGGAUCCGACAGCGACGUGACCACCGAGUCCGGCUCCAGCCCGUCGCACAGCCCCGCCGAGGGGCAGGAGGCGGGCGGCGGGUCCGACCCGCUCUCGCUGCUGCGCGGCGCGGCGCCCGCCAAGGGGAAGCUGGCCGCCGAAAAGAGACACAAGUGCCCCUACAGCGGGUGUGGCAAGGUCUACGGCAAGUCGUCCCACCUGAAAGCCCACUACCGGGUGCACACAGGUGAGCGACCGUUCCCUUGCACAUGGCCCGAUUGCCUUAAAAAGUUCUCCCGCUCUGAUGAGUUGACGCGACACUACCGAACCCACACUGGGGAGAAGCAGUUCCGAUGCCCACUCUGUGAGAAGCGGUUCAUGAGGAGCGACCACCUGACAAAGCAUGCGCGUCGCCACACUGAGUUCCACCCCAGCAUGAUCAAGCGAUCUAAAAAGGCCAGCUCUGCCUCCUUUUGAAUAACAGACUACAAUGGGGGUGGGGAGACAACCAUUGUCGAGAAAGGCAUAACUGAUCAGCACAAAUACGUCCGCCAGUGUACAGAAAUAUUCCCCUACUUGCAUUUUUAAAGCACAUGUAGCCGGAAGAUUAACAUUUUCAUCCUCUCCACCCUGCUAUGCUACCAACAACAGUCUUAAAUCAGUCACUGCUGGGUGGGCGUUGGGGAGGGGGGAUCAGCAGAAAUAAUGCAACUUUUCUUUUUGUAGUUUAAAUAAUUGACACUGGUGUAUAUAUGUCUGACUGGUGGUUUGACCUGUGACACCACAGUAGUGAUUCCAAGCUCUUUGUGAUUGCUGUGUCAUGGGCAUGUUUUGUUGACUAAUGUAAUGCUGCUUGUAUUUAAAUGAAAACAAAAAUGACAAAAAAAGUUUAGUACAACCACUUUCCAGCUCACUUAAGUAUUUCUCAAGGAAAGGAAACAGAACAGAAACCCAACUCCAUAGCACAUGUUUUAGAAGAAGAUUCACUUCUCUGUGUGUGUGUCUCUCUCAGUGGUCCAUCCUGUUCAAGACUGUUAAGAAAAAAACCAUUACAUCUGUUGCUCUUAUUAGCUGAUUGAUGUACAAACAAGGAGGUGAAAUUUAUACUGAAGAAGAACUGUUCUGUAUAUCCAGGUUGUUGUUUU